ACAACAAUUUUGCAAAAAUACCCGCUGUUAAGUUUCUGUUUAUUACGAUUACAGUUAAUUAUUAGCCUACAUCUGAUCAAAAUACAAUAGAAAAUGACGGAUCAUUCACAUGGUUUCAUUACGUUUCCCAUAAACUUACUUUUGGCGUCUGUGAAUAUGAAUUUUGUUAACUUUGUCUCCUGUAAAUGCAUGUAGUUUCUGUAGAUACACGGAAGCAAAAAGUGUUCGGCUUGACUUUGCCUCUUCUCAACUCCUCCCCGAUUGCAACACUGCCACUAUAGUUGCCGAUCAGUAAAGCGACACGCGUUUAAUGUCGAACGCACCCAAAGCGUUCGCGUUAACGGAUGUGCUUUCAACUCCUCCCCCGUCUGCAACCGGCUCUGCUCGCCGUUCAUGUCGAUCACACCUCAACAGUGGCUUUCGGCCACAGAUUAAAUGACCAACUUUCGGUUUGCUUGGAUAGUUUCCCCUUCAUUAUAAUCGACUUUAAAAUGAAAUCUGGCACUUUGAAAACGAGGUCCUCUUACCUUGGCGAACUUUUUUCGAACUCCAACUCUUCGUGAGAUUGAAUUUUGGAUGACAAACAGUUUGAGGGCACCACCAGGGCGGACAAGAAGGACACAUUAUGGCAAUAUGUGGCAGACGGAGUCGGCCCAAGUUCAUUCUGUACGUUCUCGGGGCUUUUGUAGUGGGAUAUUUAGUGUUUCAUAGGAACACGCAGAGUGAUGUCGGACUGGCGAGUCGAAGAGAAGUUCCAGUCGAGCAGCACAAAAAUGUGGACGAGGAAUUACUGAAGAAACCUGUUUACGAGAAGCCUCCUCUAGACAUAAAUGCUUUGGGAGAGAUGGGUAGAGCUGUCAAACUGGACCUGACUGAAGAAGAGAAGCGAGAGGAGGAGGAGAGCAUCAAAAAACAUCAGAUAAACACUUAUGUGAGCGAUAGGAUAUCACUACACCGCAGGCUGCCUGAAAGAUGGAACCCACUAUGUAGAAACCUGAAAUAUGACUACCUGAGCCUGCCCUCAACAUCAGUAGUGAUAGCCUUCUACAAUGAAGCCUGGUCCACACUACUGAGGACAGUGCACAGUGUCCUGGAGACCUCACCAGACCUGCUGCUGACUGAAAUCAUACUGGUGGAUGACUACAGUGACCGAGGUAUCAGUCUGAAUGAAAACUUCUCAUGCUUCCUUUGA
Sinocyclocheilus rhinocerous is the source of this 1192-nucleotide messenger RNA. Its product is annotated as polypeptide N-acetylgalactosaminyltransferase 12-like. Gene Ontology annotation, biological process: protein O-linked glycosylation. Gene Ontology annotation, molecular function: polypeptide N-acetylgalactosaminyltransferase activity. The record is from RefSeq and is a predicted model, not a curated record. Gene Ontology annotation, cellular component: Golgi apparatus. The transcript has 2 exons. The coding region runs from base 626 to 1192 and encodes 188 amino acids. Lineage: Eukaryota; Metazoa; Chordata; Actinopteri; Cypriniformes; Cyprinidae.